Molecule: messenger RNA, 1889 nt
Organism: Bufo gargarizans (Asiatic toad)
Lineage: Eukaryota; Metazoa; Chordata; Amphibia; Anura; Bufonidae
Gene: SUMO3
Product: small ubiquitin like modifier 3
Exons: 4
Coding region: 176-448 (90 amino acids)
Biological process (GO): protein sumoylation
Cellular component (GO): nucleus
Molecular function (GO): ubiquitin-like protein ligase binding; protein tag activity
Source: RefSeq, a predicted model, not a curated record
GUGAAGGGGGAGGGGAAAGUGACGUGAACGCGCAACGUGAACGCGCAUUUCGGCACGUGAUCCGAUCGCACCAACCGCCUCGCGUUAUAAUGUGGAGGUGACGCGCGUGCCCGACACAAGCGAGGUAGAAGUAUAAACCCCGACGGAGAGAAAGAGCGGGAGAGCAGCCGCAGCCAUGUCCGAGGAGAAGCCCAAGACAGAGAACGACCACAUCAAUCUUAAAGUGGCAGGACAAGAUGGAUCUGUCGUCCAGUUCAAAAUCAAGCGACACACUCCUCUCAGCAAGUUAAUGAAGGCAUACUGUGACAGACAGGGGUUGUCGAUGAGACACAUACGGUUCAGGUUCGAUGGUCAGCCUAUUAAUGAAACAGACACCCCAGCACAGCUUGAGAUGGAAGAUGAAGAUACCAUUGACGUCUUUCAACAACAGACAGGUGGCAUGUGCUAAGCCAGUUCUCCAACAUGGAAGGUCCCCAGCGAGCCUACAUGCACCUAACUUCCCACAUCUGCCGUCAUGACAAAGAACAUGCUGAUCUCACAAGAUUCUGGAAACAUUAGCAGACUCUUGAUUUAACAAUUUGCUUUGCCCUCCAUACAAGUGGUGGAAGUUUUGUUGUAAAGAGGGCCAAUAUCAACAAUUACUUUCCUAAAGUGGUUUUGUUUUCUUGUAUUAUUUUGUGUGGCACCGUUAUUUUUGUUUUUACAGUAAUCAGGUUUUUUUGUCAUGUAAAUAGUUGGACAAGUUCCCCUCUUUGUGUGUGACUGGCAUUUAUGUCAGGACACUCUAAAUUUCUGUUUCUUUCUAAACUGAUUACUUCACCCACAGCCACGUUGGAAGGAAGUUAGUUUGGAAGUGGGGAGCCAUUAUGGGUAAGGUGGGAGGAGGGACAUGCUUUUAUUUACUACUGUGCUACAAUCCUCUGCAUUAUGGAGGUCACUUCUCAUAGAAUGUAUGAAAUGCUGGUCCUUCAUAUGCUGAUGCUGUUUUACAAAUAGUUGAGAUUUUGGGUACUGUAUCUGACAUGUCUGGUGAAAAUUAAUUUUCCUGGUUAUCCACACAGGUUCUCAUUCUGUCAGUGAUUGUACUGUACGAAGGAUGUUUAAUACCAGAUCUGUUCUUUGUUGAUCUAAUUAAAUUGGCCUUGUCCUAUCCACUGUCACUCCUUUUAAUGCAGCAAGUAAGCUGAGCAUCCGCAUAGAUAUCCAUUCCUUUGAAAAUGAACAUGCUGCCGAAGACUAGUAUGCCAACAAAGAUGCCUUUUUGUGGAUGUGGUAGAGUGUUCAGGGCAAGAAUCUCUAGAGUUAAUAAUGUAAGUAGUCUUGAAUGCUACAAUUGACCAAGAUUCUUUAAAGGCUAUCGACUCCCCUAUGGACAUUAUCAUUGCAUUUUACUCCUUUUAGGCUAAACAUUUUUCAGUUGGUCUUCAUUAAAAACUUUCAAUAGUCUUGUUCUCUCAGGGCUCCGACGGCUUGAUCUGUAGCACUUUCCUGACUGCUCAUAAACGCUCAUUAUAGCUAAAUUCUUAUGGGUUUUACCAUAAUUUAGCUUAAAUCAGUUAGAGCGGUCAGGAGUUCAGUAAUAAGGGUUAGAGAUCAAGCUGUCAGAAAGCUACUGACAUUCACUGAGAAAGGGGAAUCAGCGAUCUGCAGAUGCACAGUCGGCUGUAGAAAAAUGAUUAUCCCAAAAGGAGUAAAAUGUAAUGAUAAAAAAGUGCCCCCAGAGGUGUCCGUAGACUUUAAUCUGAUAGUCCACUUUUAAACCUGCUCUUAAUUGUUUAAUUUUAAACCUGAUGCCGUUUUCUUAGCUAAAGUGACACUUAGCAAUAAAAACUUGCAGUUCUUCCCAUAUUUCAGAUUGUUCCACACAAUAAAGUUGUUUGUAACAUUAA